AUGGGAGACAACGGCGACGAUUCCGACUCGGAUUUGCCGAGCCUCGUAAGCGAGAGCGAUGUGGAGGUGCAUGCGGGGGAGGCGGAGGUGAAGGACGAAGGUAAGGAGAGCGACGAUGACGCUGGUGGUGCCGGCGAGGAGAAAAGCUACGAGUUCACUCAUGAAGAAUAUUACGAGGACAUAUAUGGCGACUUUGACGAAGAAGAAGACGACGAUGACGACGACGACGACGACGAUGGCGAAGAUCUUGACGACGAGGAGGAUUUCUGGGAAAGCGAGAGGGCCCGUGGUGGCGACGGUGCGAAGAUGCUUCGCGGUCUCGGCGAACCCAAGGUUGGCGACCAGCGCGCCGGGAAGAACGCCGGCAAGAGCGCCGGCAGCGGCGGCGGCGGAGAUUCGGGCGCUGCAGGCGCGCCGGGGCUGCGGAAGGGGUUUCUGAACCAUGCGCCGGUGGUUUCGGAUGAGGAGGAGGAGGAGGAGGACGCGGGUAAGGUCAAGGACGCGGGGUCUAUGUCGGGUCUGCGCCCGGGGUUCCUGAACGGCGCAAACGUUGAGGAGGAGGAGGAGGUUGUCAAGAGUGGCGGCACAAAGGGGGAAGGAGGGAAAGGUGGGAAAGGGGGGAAGAAGAAGAAGAAGAAGAAGAAGAAGAAGGGGGGUAAGGGGGAGAAGGGAGGGGAUGGGAAGGCGAGUGGUGCGCGGGGCAAGACACCCGGUGACGGCGGCGGGGAGUUAGGUGCAGAAUCGGAUGAUGACGAGGAUGGCGAGGAGGGUGAGGAUGGCGAGGAGGAGGACGAAGACGGCGUCCACGUGGACGGGCACGUGUUUGGGCAUAACACCGACAAGCGCGCUCACUACCCCUACGAGCACCACGAGCAGCACAAACAGCACAGAAACCAUCCUAAUUUCUCCAGCAUCCCGGAUUUCUGCGGCUGUCCCUUCUGCACCUCCUCCUUUUUCGGCUUCCCAGGGCAACCGGUUAGUCCGCGCGACCACAGCCGCAGGGAGGCGAGUCGGAUGAAGGGGGAGUGGGAAGAAGCGGAGCGGGAGCGCGUGCGCGUGAGGCGCCGGGAGCGGGCGGUGGCGCGGCGGAAGCGGGAGGCGGAGGAGCGCGAGCAGGCGAAGGCACGCGCGGCGGAGCGCCAGGCGAGGAAGGAGGCGGAGGCGGAGCGGCGCAGGCGGGAAGAGGAGGAGAGGAAGGUGCGCGGAACGGUGGUGGCGGAGGAGCUGGCGGAAGCGCGGCGGCUGGAACGGGAGCGCGAGCUGGCGGAACUCAAGGGCGCGGCGGGGGCGACGGCGGAGGAGGAACGCGCGGACGAAGUCGUGGGGCGCUGCUGCGCGGGGCAGGGCUCUGCGUCCGCGGAUGCGGGCGGCAAGGCGGGGGGGAGCGGGGCGGGCGGAGAAGGGGGGAGCGCGGGGUGUCGAUGCCCUGGGGGGAAGCCGCCUGUGGUGUGGGCGCAGAGGCGCAUGAGUGUGAGGUGUAGCGAGGGGUGCAAGGUGGUGUGGCACUACGAGUGCUGGCAGAGCUGCAAGCGCGAGGGGGCGCGCGGCGAGUGGAAGGCGGGCGAGCUGUGCCCCACACCGGGUGAGGAAAGGGGGGGAAGACGGCGGGGGAUACGGGAAGGAUGGGGGAGGGGGACGGGGAAAGGGGAAGGAGGGGGCAUGGGGAAGGGGGAGAGGUGGGGGCGGCGGGAAUUGGACGGAGCACAGGUGGCAGGUGCAGUGGCAGCAGAGGCAGCAGAGGCGAAGGCUGGGGAGGCCGUGAAAGGAGGGGCAGCAGAAGGGAAGGAGGGGGGGGCGGCAGUGGAGGGGGUGGGUGAUGGUAGUGCUGCUGCAAAGAGCGGUGGUGGAGCAGGGGAAGGGCCGUCGGCCCAGAAAGUCACUCCAGUGUGGGCGGAAGAGGACUGUGAGAGUCUGACCAUGCAGGUGUACAAGAAGGGGGGCAGUGAUGGGGAGGAGGAGGGGGAGGAGAAGUCCAAGAAGGUCAUCAAGGCACAGGCGAAGGUAAGUACGGGGGGGGGGAAGCAGGGAGCAGGGGAGCAGGGAGCAGGGAGCAGGGGAGCAGGGAGCAGGGGAGCAGGGAGCAGGGGAGCAGGGAGCAGGGGAGCAGGGGAGCAGGGAGCAGGGAGCAGGGGAGCAGGGAGCAGGGAGCAGGGGAGCAGGGAGUAG
Molecule: messenger RNA, 2166 nt
Organism: Closterium sp. Naga37s-1
Lineage: Eukaryota; Viridiplantae; Streptophyta; Zygnematophyceae; Desmidiales; Closteriaceae
Source: the annotation of a GenBank genome assembly